CAAAAACUAUUUUUUAGGUUAGAAAAAUGUUAUGAGUUCUUGAACUCGAAAUAUUUGUUUAUCAAUUUAAAAUUUUUACUAAUACCUAUAAAAUUUCUUCAAAUCCAAUUGUUUCCUAAAAUUUCGUUAUGAGGCUUAUUUCCAGAAGCGGUGUUAUGUAUCACGUCUCCAAAGUAUUCACUAAUCCGGUUAGUAGGAGUCGUGUACAAAAUGUUAUUCGGUUUCGCCAGUACAUGACUGUUAUUUCUAAUAAGCGACUCCUGGCCAAAUAUCCUACGAGUCUAGUUUCCUUCACUUGCUUGGAUUAUUCAACUGACAGUAAGAAACAAUUCCUAAAUUUUGAAAAGAAAUCUGAAGCAUUGAAAGAUGUUCUUGAGCACAAGAAAGAACAAUUAAAAGAUACAGAGCAAAGAAUAAGGCAAAAAGGUGAAGAGAUAGUAAGAGACAUAAAGCACCAGAAAGAAGUCACUGGUCAAAAAUUAAGAGUGAAGAAGGAACAUUUAAUUAAAGAUAUUUUAGAAACAAAAGCUAAGGUCAAAGAAAGAUUGGAAGAAGUUGUUGAGAGGGAAAAUGUGUUUACUGUUCCAAAUGUUUUAUGUGUUGCAAGAAUAGCCAUGUCUCCUUAUUUAGGAUAUGUAAUUUUACAAGACAACUAUACAUUGGCUAUGGGUUUAUUAGUAUUUGCUGGAGUAACAGACUUGCUGGAUGGAUGGAUAGCAAGGACAUGGAAGAGUCAAUCAUCAAAAAUGGGGUCAUUUCUCGACCCCAUGGCUGAUAAAGUGCUCAUAGCUACACUCUUUGUCUCGCUUACCUGGCAGAACCUGAUACCACUGAGCCUGACUCUCCUCAUCGUGGGUAGAGAUGCUGCACUGGUUGCCGCUGGUUUCAUCAUCAGAUACAUGAGUUUACCCCCACCAAGAACACUCAGCAGAUAUUUUGAUGUAACACAUGCAACAGCGCAACUAGCACCUACAACCAUAAGCAAAUUCAACACAGCCAUACAACUGUUACUGGUUGGCACAACCUUAGCAUCUCCUGUGUUUGGAUACGUAGACCACCCCGCCCUACACGCCCUGUGUGGCAUCACAGCUGUCUCUACAGUCGUAUCUGCAAUUAGCUAUUUAGUCAGUAAGGAUACCUACAAGUUUUUGAAGAAAAAAUUGUAAACCAUGUGAUUUUUUGAUUUUCUUCUCAAUUUUAUUUAGACGCACACAAUAGUCUUCCAAAAAAUAAACUGUAUUGUAUAGCCAUGGGUUUAGUGAAAACAAUAAAAUCUGUACAAAUGUAAAUAAUAAUUAAAUGUUUAUUUAUUUGAA
Ostrinia nubilalis (European corn borer) is the source of this 1316-nucleotide messenger RNA. RefSeq names its product probable cardiolipin synthase (CMP-forming) (gene CLS). NCBI's taxonomy places the organism in Eukaryota, Metazoa, Arthropoda, Insecta, Lepidoptera, Crambidae. Gene Ontology annotation, biological process: cardiolipin biosynthetic process. Gene Ontology annotation, cellular component: mitochondrion; membrane. The coding region runs from base 129 to 1166 and encodes 345 amino acids. The record is from RefSeq and is a predicted model, not a curated record. Gene Ontology annotation, molecular function: cardiolipin synthase (CMP-forming) activity. The transcript is spliced from 5 exons.